Messenger RNA from Anolis sagrei ordinatus, 2127 nucleotides. Lineage: Eukaryota; Metazoa; Chordata; Lepidosauria; Squamata; Anolidae. The record is from RefSeq and is a predicted model, not a curated record.
CGAAGGCUCACCACUCUACCUUUUCUGAUUAGGUGAGUGGUUCCCCUGAACCUCCGCCCCGAGACCACCCUCCUCCUGGCGCAAUCGGCACUGAGCGUUCCCAGCGAGCAGAGAAAGCAAAAGACAGCAGUGAGGGUCUGGGCACCAUGAAGUCAGAGGCAGGGGCUCAGCUGGAUAACUCGGGGGCCUGCCCACCCAUCCAGUUUGGAGCCAGUGAAAAGGAUGCUGAUCUCCGUUUCAUAGUGAAUGAAGGGCCGAAAGCUGACAAAGAAGCACUUACUGAAGGGCUGGCCUCUGCCCCCCGGGAAUGGGAGCUGCUUCCCCCGCCUCCUGCCAGCCACAGAGCUUCCCCCGAGAUGCUUCCUGGCCGCUUCUGUGAUGCCCGGCCAUUCUCGGUCGCCCCAGCUACUGUCUCCACUGCUUCAUGCCUGCAGAGCCUCCCAGCAGAGUCCUCUAUGUUUUCAGGCGAGCGAGGCCAGGGCCAGCGACUCUACCCAGAGCUCUUCUAUGGGAACCAGGUCCCCACUUCUCAGCUAGAGUCGCAGCUUCAUGGGACAAGCGGGGCCAGCAAUUACCACCGUCCGAGCACCCCCUCCUUGCACACUUACAGGUCCCAGCACCUGUACCUCCAGCCCAGCCCGGGCCCAGCCUCUCCCGCUCAGGGGGCAGCAGGCGCUGUUCUCUCCAGCUCGGCCUUGCUCUCAGGGGUGGCACUGAAGGGGCAGUACGUGGAGAUCUCGGCCCUGCAGGCGGCCGAACUCCCCAAGCUGCCGGCCACGGGGUUGCUGUACCAGGCGCCCCCGCCUUCCUUCAUCUACAGCUCGGCCUUCUGCGGCAGCCAGCUUCCUCCAGAGCAAGCCAUGCUUCAGCAGAUGCGCCAAGAGCUGGCCUCCCCGUCGGAGUACUACCCCGCUACCCUUGGGCAAGGAAGCCAGAGCAACUUUCUGACAGCCACGGGCCCAGCACAGCAGGUACUUUUGCCAGUGGUGGAGCCGCCCCAACUCUCACCCGUGGUGAACUUUGGCUCUUUGCAGCAAGCCCCGCCCACAGCCACCGCCCCACCACCGCCUCCCAUGCCCCUGGUCCCCAUGGCCACCCAGGCCUUGCGCCCGCCGGGACAGAUGCCGGGGCGCCUCAUGUCUCCAGCCGUGAGAGCAUUCCCUCACGGCGGAGUGGGCCGUAGUGAGCUCCAUGCCCUAGAAAUGAAGCCACUACAAGACUACAGGAAGCUGAAUGGCCUGGGGGCUGCAGGGGCCAGACCCCCUUCUGGAGGCAGACCUUUCUCUGGAGGCUUCAAUGCCAGGCUGAAAUCCCCUGCGUCUGGCUAUGGUAGCAUCUUCCGCGCCCAGCGCUUUGAGGUCUACCAGCAGUCGGACGUGCGCUGGAGCCCGCGUGCCUGGGAGCGAGCGCCCCAACCCCGUGACGGCGCCCCCCCUCGACGCCUCGAGCCGGACCCCCGCUCCCACAGCGACAAACAAGACCCCAGUCUCUCUAGCCACCACUAGUCCAGGAUGCGGAGUCCUUCCCUUUUUCAUUCUGUCCCCUUCCUCGAAAAUGCUGGGAAGGGGGCUGUUUUGUGGGGGCUCUGUCCUCCUCUUCCUCCUCCCCCCCCCCCUUGGUGUAUCCUGAAUAUGGGGUGUCUCCUUGAUUCCUUUUCUGUUUUGUGAGGAGGGCGACACUGGAAUUUGCCCCCUCAGUUAGGGGGUGUUAGACACGUAGUGUACGGGAGGGAGGCAAGGAUCAGGAUUUUGGGAAGCUCCCAGCUGAAUGUAUCUUUGCUUAUUUCCUUUGGUUUCAACCUAAGUUUUGUUUCUGAUUUUUUUCCUUUUUUUUUCCUGGCAAGGGGCUAAGGUUGCCCUUUUGAUCUGAGGGGGGAGCAGCUCUGAGAUGUGGAGUGUAAAUAUAUAUAAAUAUGAACACAUGGGGGUCUCACCUCUCCCCUCUUCUAUUUAUGGGGGCCGGGGGGAAGUGAGACUGGGAGCUUGCCUCCUCUCCUGUCCAUUUGCUCCCCUGAGUUUGAAAUAGGAAGCGUUGAGUUUUUAAACAGGUGGUCGAGCUGGUUUGUUUAAUAAAUAAAAACCAAAAAAAGUUGUUUAAAAAAACCAAUAAAAUAAAAAGUCAAACUGU